This is a messenger RNA of Sporisorium graminicola, 2211 nucleotides long. RefSeq lists its product as uncharacterized. Gene Ontology annotation, biological process: mitotic recombination; double-strand break repair via single-strand annealing; double-strand break repair via homologous recombination. Lineage: Eukaryota; Fungi; Basidiomycota; Ustilaginomycetes; Ustilaginales; Ustilaginaceae. Gene Ontology annotation, cellular component: nucleus. The transcript has a single exon. The record is from RefSeq and is a predicted model, not a curated record. The coding region runs from base 1 to 2211 and encodes 736 amino acids.
AUGAACCCGGCCGCAGCUCAUUCGGCCAAACUCAUCGCAGAGUUCGAAAAGCAGCAAGACGACCAGCAACAGCUCGCGCCAGCCUACCCAUCCGAGCAUCCUUUCGGCGCGUCCAAACCUGGCCCCUUCGGCGGCGCUGGUGGAGCAGCUGCCACUUCGAUCCUUCACUGCGACGCAUUUGCUCCCACCAGCGAGAUGACCAAUUUUGCAGACUGGGACGCCGGCUACUCCGCUGCGCCCGCCAACGCAACAACAUCACCAUCGGAGCACGCACAUCCUAACGAAGCGGGCCCAUCAAGGGUCAGCUCUCAUGUCAACGGCUACCAACCUCGUGCACUCACGCAGUACGACUAUCCAGGAGGAUGGGGUGCACAGACGCUCAACGGCGUCGGCGGACUCACCCAGGAUAGCGCAUCUCGCAUCGCCACCCUGCAAGCCAAACUGAACCAGAGGUUGGGGCCCGAAUACCUUUCGCAACGGCCGGGACCGGGAGGUGGAAAGAAGCUCACCUACAUCGAAGGCUGGAAGCUCGUCGAUCUGGCCAAUGAGGUGUUUGGCUUCAACGGAUGGUCCACCACCAUUGUGCGUCUCGACGUCGACUUUCUCGAUUGCUCGCCCGACGGCACGCGCUUCAAUGCGGGCGUCAGCUGCGUCGUGCGCGUUACCCUACGCGACGGUGCUUUUCACGAGGACAUUGGCUAUGGCAGCGCCGAGAAUGCCAGGCAGAAGCACGCCGCACUCGAAAAGGGAAAGAAGGAGGCUGUCACCGAUGCAACCAAACGAACACUCAAGAAUUUCGGCAAGCUGCUCGGAAACUGCACCUACGACCAUCAGUACUCGGCCAAUGCGCUCAAAGUGAGCAAUCCACCGCCCAAGUUUGAUGCCUCGGAGCUGCAUCGCAGGCCAGAAUUGAGACCUCCUGCGCCACCAGCGCCACAGCCGCAGCCACCACAACCAUUGCCACUGCACGCAACCGGAACGCGAGCGCAUCCGCAGCAGCAACCACCAAGCAGCAAUGCUUCGAACCCGCCAGUGCCGCAGCUAGCUUCGCGAGCAGCACAGCCGGCAACGACUGGUACUGACGCCAAAGCGCCGACACGUGCCUUGCCAUCCACAGGAGCUCCUCAGCAGCAGGCCUCAUCGGCGACAAACAGCGUCUCGUUCAACGCAGGCAGCACUGACUCGUCCGGAAAUGAGCGCCAGAACAACAUGGAGAGGAGAAGCGCAGACGAUACUUCCAAAGACGAAGUGUCAGAACGUCAGCAGCGAUCUAUGCUGGCUCGGCAGGCGUACCUCGAACGUCAGCAAGCCGAAGCGCGCAGAGCUGAACCAGUAGCAGAAUCGCAUCAGAUCGUAACGACAGUCGACGGGGCGCAAAAGAGAACCCUCUCUGCAGCAGCGGCUGAAGUCGACUUUGGCUCGGACUCGUUCGACGAUGGUCUCAGCGAAGUGCUUGCUGGGUACGACGAGACGUCAAUGGGCGACGCGGAAGCGGCUUCGCAUGCACUCGAGAUGGAGAUCGACGAGGCUCAACGUCAGCAUCCUUCGGCGGAGCAGGACGAUUCAGGCGACGCGAGCAGCGCCUUGCAUUACAAUGGCGCGGAUGACAGCGGAGUCGCGUUCACUAGCAGCGAGAACGCUUUGCAAGUCAAGCGGGAAAAAGUAAAGGCGGUCGAGAUGCGCCGCUCGACGAGCCCCGUCAAGCAAGUCAAGGUGGAAGCGGCGAUGGCGCCGCGUCGAGCCGGAAGCGUCGGUCGCUUCAUCUCUCCCCCGCCGCUACCGCAGCAGCAGCAGCAAUCGGUAGCGCCAGCAGCAUCGACACGAGGGGCUUUGAAGAACGGUGGAGCAUCUUUGGCAACAGGAUCAGGUGGAUCCACGAGCGGCGCCAAUCUGAUGCGUAACGGCACGACGUCUCUGUCGGCUGCCUCGGUAAGUGCUGGCGGUUCUCGCACUGCUGGCAUGAAUCCGCCUUCUCGACGGAGGCCGUCGACCACACUGAGCGGUUUGGGCGGUGGCGUCGAAGGUGCAGCAGAGAGUGUUGCGGUGACCGGAAGCGCAUACGGCGAACCAGUGAAUCACGGGUUCGUUCCAGGCAAUACACUUCGGGGCAUCAAGAGGCCUAACGAAGUGGCACAUGCUGCGAAUGGCAGAACCGUCGGCCCGCCAGGCGCUCCAGCGGCAGCGAGCAACGCUGCGGUACGCAACACAUGA